This is a messenger RNA of Dryobates pubescens (Downy woodpecker), 1766 nucleotides long. RefSeq names its product mesoderm posterior protein 2. Gene Ontology annotation, biological process: mesoderm formation; heart morphogenesis; regulation of transcription by RNA polymerase II. NCBI's taxonomy places the organism in Eukaryota, Metazoa, Chordata, Aves, Piciformes, Picidae. The record is from RefSeq and is a predicted model, not a curated record. The transcript has 4 exons. The coding region runs from base 1 to 1710 and encodes 569 amino acids. Gene Ontology annotation, molecular function: protein dimerization activity; DNA-binding transcription factor activity, RNA polymerase II-specific; RNA polymerase II cis-regulatory region sequence-specific DNA binding. Gene Ontology annotation, cellular component: nucleus.
AUGAGACCCAGGAGGGGGCCUGGGAACGGGGCGGGGGGGCGGCGGGGACUGGGGCCAGGGCAGCACCGAAGGGUGUGCGGGGAGGGGGGCGAAUCCACGCUGUACCGUUGGGCACGGUGCACGCUGCAGACCACCCAGCUCUGUGCUCAUGCCGCCCGUGCCACGCUGGACCCGCACUGCGCUCCCCAGUCCCCAGGAUGGGCUUUCGGGUGGCGGCAGCCGUCUUGGGUACCCAAAGAGGUGCACGCCUUGUAUGGAGGGGGAAUGCUGUGCCAAAUCACCCUCGGUAUGGAGGGGUCCCGUGCCCAUCCCCAUACCCCGGGGCUGGACAACUUGCCGUGGAGGGGUCUCGUACUCCGAGCUGCCGCGGGGCCUCUGCCCGGGGAUCUGGUGUCGGUGUCGGUGCCGGUGCCGUGCCUGAUGCCCGGCCCCCCUGCUCUCUCCCUGAUGGCUUUUCCUUCCCUGUUUCCCGGGAAACCUUCGCACCCGCCGGCACCGACACCUGCGAGCCUGGGAACGCAGCGGGAGGCCCCCUCCCAGCCCCGUCCUCCCCUCCCGGGUGUCACCGCGCUCGGGCCGUCCCCGGCAGCAACCCGCCGGUACCGGGGUUCAGCCGGGGCAACCCACAGCGGAGUGGGCAACAGGGUGGGGGCGCGAGCCUUUGAAGUGCUGCUGGUGCCGGCCACCAAGGUGCCAACUUCACACCCCUGGCCCCGCAUAAAGCCGGGGCUGCCGGGGGGCUGCAGCACUCACAGCCUCGCAGCCAUGGCCCGCUCGGCAGCCCCCGGCCUCCCGCUGCCCGCCACAGCCCCGCUGCAGGCUUGGGGGUGCCGCGGAUCCCCCGACCUCGAGGGCUACAGCAGCAGCUCGCCCGCGGCCUCGCCUGACUCCUGCGGCCUCUCAUCGCCCACCGCUGCCCGGGCACCCUGCCGCAGCCCUGCCGCUCCUCAUGCCAGAGGUGUUAAUGGGGGCAGGAAAGGGGUCCGGGCUGCGGGCCUGGGGGGCCCACGGCAAAGCGCCAGCGAGAGGGAGAAGCUGCGGAUGCGGCGCCUGGCACAGGCUCUGCUGCGGCUGCGGCACUACCUGCCACCCACCCUGGCACCCGCCGGGCAGAGCCUCACCAAGAUCGAGACCCUGCGGCUGGCCACUCGCUACAUCGCUCAUCUCUCGGCCCUGCUGGGGCUCAGCGAGGAGGUGCUGGCCCGGCGACGGGGGACCCUCCCCCGGCACUGCCCGCUCUGCCCCCAGGGCCUGGGGUGCUGCCAGGGCCCGCCCCCCCGGCUGUGCCCACCAGCCCCGCGGGAUGCUUCGUCCCCCGGCUCUGUGGGCUGGGGGUCACCUCCCACGCUGCACAGGUCUCCCGACAUGGAGACAGGAUCCUGGGGCUCCCCCCACUGUGCGCCUGUUGCGGAGAUCUCCCCAGAGCUGCUCGGGGUUCCCAACAUGGGGAUGGGUGUAUGGGGGUCACCCCCCUACAUCCCGGCCACGGAGAACCCCCCCGAGCCGCACGGGGCUGUAGCCUCCAACGCGUCCUCCUGGUUCUCCCCACCCCACUGUGCAGGGGCCCCUCUGGACCCCCUCAGCGACUCCCUCCUGGAUUCGGGACUGAUGCUGCCAGACUUCGUGGAUGCAGGGACAGUCACCCAGGACCUCUCCACGGACCUGCUGUCUCUGCUGGAGGCUCUGCUCCCACCACAGCCCCAGGACUGACCAGGAAGAGCCCUCUGACUCCCUGAUGCCAGAGCACCCAGUGCCACACCGUCCCA